AUGGGAUACGAAGCUGACCCGCCGCGGCCCGGUCCGGUCGUUAGUCCCGGCAGCAUAUUCCUGAUCGUUGUCACCAUCAUUGUCUUUUUACUGCCCAUCUUCAUCUACUUCCCUCCAACCCUGCCUUCAGUAACGGAGGCACUCCUCCAAACACACAGCAAGAUAGGGCUGGAUGAGUACCAACGCCGACUACCCAGGCACUCAAAAAGAGACAGCAAAGCCAGCACAAAUGGUCCUGGCAAAAUUCGGAGUUUAUGGAUCUUCCCAGUGAAGUCCUGCAAGGGCAUUGAGGUACUUGAGAGCAAAGUUGUACCUGCCGGUCUCGAAUACGAUCGCAUCUACACUUUUGCUCAGCUCAAGAGUCCGUUCCCGGUAGGGCUUGACACCCCGGACGAGGGAAAGAAGGAGCAUUCAUGGGAAUUCAUCUCGCAGAGACAGUUCCCCCGUCUUGCGACCAUUCAUGUGGAUCUUUAUGUCCCUGACAUCUGCAAGGCCCGUAGCGGAGGCCACCAAGUAUUGUCCCUGGACAACACCAACAAGUCUAGCUCGGCCAAUGCUGCUUUGGGGGACUCCUUCAUCGUUGUUCGUUUUCCCUGGCAGGAGCUAGGACUGCGCGGCACUCUGGCAUGGCUGGGCGCAAAACUUUCGCGGGGGCUUCACGCCGUACCCGAAAAGGAAAUCAUUCUCCCCGUCUCAUUUCCUUCUGAGAGUGAGAUCGAGGCCAGGAAGUACAAAUGGGAGCCGGUAAAGAUCUGGCGGGAUACGGUCACCGCGCUCAACAUGGAGGCGGACCUACCUCGGGAGCUGAGGCUGUACUUGGGAGUGAGCAACCGGCUCGGCUUAUUUCGCGUCGACCCGGCCCGAUUGCGGGAGGUGUACCGGAAUGCGCCCAAGAAGGAAGAGGCCGGCUAUCAGCCCGUUACAGGCUGGCAGGAUGCGUACCCCGUGCAUAUGCUCAACCUUUCGAGUGUCCAGGAUUUUGACGCCAAAAUUGACAAGGAUGACAACCUCAAAUCACUCGACCCGUUGAGGUUUCGAGCCAACAUUAUAGUUGACGGCGUCAAAGCCUAUGAAGAAGAAACCUGGAAGACAAUCCGCUUCAAUCCCGGCCAAUCUAACAAACGACAAGACAAGACCAACUUUCAUGUAUCAUGCCGGACCGUACGCUGCAAAAUGCCCAACGUGGAUCAAGACACAGGUUUCCGUCACCCUUCCGAGCCAGACCGAUCUCUUCGAAAGUACAGAGACGUAGAUCCGGGGAUCAAGGGCGUUGGCUGCCUCGGCAUGCAGCUCACCCCCUUGUUCAAUGACCCUACUGCCGAACAUGCAGGUAGUCCCAAUGCCGAUGAUAUAGUGAUGGAUAACUGGGUCGAAGUCGGUAUGGAUGUCGAGGUGCUCAGCCGAGGACCUCAUCGGUACGCCAGGAUGUUUGAGACUGAUAGGCCGGAUAUCUGA
Sordaria macrospora k-hell is the source of this 1455-nucleotide messenger RNA. RefSeq lists its product as uncharacterized. NCBI's taxonomy places the organism in Eukaryota, Fungi, Ascomycota, Sordariomycetes, Sordariales, Sordariaceae. The record is from RefSeq and is a predicted model, not a curated record. Gene Ontology annotation, molecular function: catalytic activity; molybdenum ion binding; pyridoxal phosphate binding.